Scomber japonicus (chub mackerel) is the source of this 1633-nucleotide messenger RNA. RefSeq names its product gap junction protein zeta 1 (gene gjz1). NCBI's taxonomy places the organism in Eukaryota, Metazoa, Chordata, Actinopteri, Scombriformes, Scombridae. The record is from RefSeq and is a predicted model, not a curated record.
UUCCAAAAUGUUCAGUAAGAGAAAUUAAAUCUUUUAUAUAAACAAAACAUGUUUGUUUGUUUCUUCAUGUUCAAGACCAGCUUGUGCUCAUGUUGAACCAAUUCCAGUGUUGGUGCAGUUUUUCCAAAGCAUGAAGAUCUUAAAUGUUGAAGGGAGAGAUUCAAAAAGCAAACUGAGGUCAAGUCAGCACAUCACUCUCCAUUAUGGUAGGAAACUGUAUCGCAUCUGGUGAUGACAGUGACAUUUCUCGAACCCACAGAGGAGUGAACACAGAGCGAGGGUGAUAGUAUUCCAUUAGCAGGCUGCUAUUUAAAGGUAAGCUCUCUUAUCUGCUAUGCUUCAUUGCCAUUAAUGACAGUUUUACCUUGAAGUACAGCACGUACCACUUACAUCCAGAUGUGCAAACAGAGCCGUGUGUAUAUUUUGUAUGACAUUUGAAAAUGCUUAAAUGAACAGUUUUCAUGCUUCCUUAAAUUGAGUUGUGAGCUGCUAGAGCUUUGUUGGUUAUACAAAUGAUAACACAUGCAGUGGUAGGGCUUUUUUUGUGUGUUUGCAUUGCAACCUAUAGGUGCAUUACAUUUAAAGAUGGACAUGUUUUACUGUGUUGUACACAUGAAAACACAAAGGGAUAGACUUCUGAGCCAAAUAUCUAAAAAUCAAGUAUUUUUAAAAUACUAUGAUCCUGAAGAAACAACAUUUGACUGUAACUUAAUUUCUUAGGGUUGAAAUGACAAACAUAAAUCUGAAACCUGAAAUUAUAUUUUUCCAUCCAUUGAUUUCUCAUGAUAAAUAAACAGAAUUAAAAGUGAAAUAAUCUCUCACAUAUAACUUCCUCACUGUUAGCUACCCAACAAAAGCCAGGAGUGACAAUGGCAGCCAUAGUAAGUCUCAUACCCAUCCAGUGGAUGGCAGUGGAUGCCACCACCACCUACAAGUGCCUCUCCCUGUAGUUUGGCCUCCUGCGUGUCUGCCUGGUGAUGCCAUUUACCAAAGUGGAAAUGGAAUUUUCCUGCAAUGGCACCAGGAACAGCACCUGCACCCCAGCCUGUUUUAACAAAUAUUCACAGCCUAUGAUGCUGGCCUGGAACUUCAUCUAUGUCCUGCUUACCCUCCCUGCCCUUUCCCUGGCCCCGAAGGGGGGCUUCCAAAUGGAGAUUGAUGGUGAGCUGGAGGCUCAGGCUGUGUGCACAGACACCAGGUGCAAGACAGUCAUAGAUCUCCACAGAGAUAGAGUCACAGUGGGCUUCUACCUGCUGAGCAUCACUCUGUGUAUUCUGGUUGAAGCCUGGUUGUAUGUUCUGCUUCCAUGGAACCUACCCGUAUUUAACAAUGGUCUAUAUAAAUGCUCAACAGACAUCUGCUCUGAGUUACAUAUUUGCGUUGUCAGGGCCGCACCAGUGAAAGGCAUGUCUAAUUAUGCUCUGGCUUCCAUCUCUUGCAUGAUUAUUGUUUGUUCAGUCUCAUUUUGCUCAAUACAUUUGCAACUUUUAAACACUGACACUUUUCUUCUCUGCAAUAUUCCAAUGUGGUCUUAAUGGAUAUGAACAUAUUUUGCUAAACAUAAUUAUAUCAACUGUUGGAGGUUCACACAUGUUGUUGUGAGAUGUAUUACAUAGUAGAAUCUAAGUGUUUC